GCAGAAAGCCUCGCGUGGAGCUUUAGGGUGAUUCUUGCCACUGGCUUCAUGCUAGCUCGCUAGUCACGCCUGUGUAUUUAGAGUUGGCUGGUAGGCCGCAGUUAAAGGGAAACUGGUCCCAAAACAGAUGAUGUGGGAUAUUUAUACUGUAAACCAGUAACGUUUGGUAAAAAUAGAGGCGAUUUUAAUGAUGGCAGUUGAAGCGGAACGUUCGUGAGUCACGUAAAACAAUUUGUGUUUUAAGCAAAGGACAUAAACUACCUGCUAACUAAUGCUAGUAGUUAGCCGGUUCAACUUCUGAUGCUUAAAAGGGGGAAUCUUUCUUUGCCAUCGCGUCAGAAACCAAAGAUGGCUGCCGAAUGCACUGAGACCUGUUGGCUGUCAUAGAUAAAGUAUUGUAAUCUUGUCUUAAUAUGGGUGGACAGAAGUGAUUUUAUGUGUAAAUAUCGAGCAUCGUGGGAUAGUUCACAUUUAGAUGUCCCAUCAAUAGGAAAUGGAGAGAAGACUAGAGGAAAAGCUUCGAAUCAGUCAGAAAGAAAGACUUUCAAGUGGCAGUUCGAGUCGUCCUCUGAUGAGAACAGCAAUCGUAAUUCAGGACGACUCCCUCCCCGCAGCUCCCCCACCACAGAUUCGUAUUUUGAAGCGACCCUCCAGUAAUGGAUCUUUAGGAUCGUCUGUGACGCAGACUCGACCCUCCCCGCAAGUUAAAUCCUUAGCUCAGCGAGAGGCAGAAUACGCAGAGGCCAGGAAGAGAAUCCUUGGCAGUGCUACUCCUGAUGACACUCCACAGGAGAGACCCAUUUCAGACCGAUCUCCACGUGGAAGCAGCCAUACACUUUCAGAGGAAAACCGAUCAGGAAACCAUGUUGUUCGACAGCCAGCAGGUCCAGAUGGUACACAAGGCUUUCACCAGCGCAGAUAGGAAUAGCAGCCUUUCCUGGGAGGAAGCGAGAGGCGAUAGUGAAAUACGGUCUCCCAAAAUACGGUUGAAAAUCAAGUCAUUUUUAUCAAUAUUUAGGAUGUGGGAUGUUUUUCAAAUAAGUAUAAAAAACCCUCUUGAAUUCAGCACGGCGUGUGUGGAAUGUAACGGGGGAAAGGAACAUGAUCCAGAGGAGCGGAUGGGGAACGUUCCCUGCUUUUUACACUGUGAUGAGGACCUCGCUUCCGGACGCUGCUCACUGUGAUGUCCAGCCCCUACCCCUCAAAAUCAAAAGGAAAAUAGAGAGAAUCUAAACCGAAUGGCAGAACUAUUGUCCCUUCCUCGCGUAACUCAGCCAUCACUGGCAGCCAGCCUGAAAAGUCAUGCAAGCAAGCCCUCUGAAGAGACAUUUGAAAUGGAAGAUCACAAGUGCUGGAUGUGCUUGAACCGAUAAAAGGAUGGUACGAGGCACCAGCUUCCUUCAGCAAUAAUUCUAGAAAUAUCACUCUUCAGACCUCCCUUCCACACUGUACUCUCAAGCUUUUGUAUUGCUUGGGUUUGUCUUUUGUUUUAAUUUUGGUUAUUACUGGCUCGGUCUGAUAAUUGCCAUAUGUUUUUAAAUGGGUAAGAAACAGUGAGGGUAUAAUGCGGAAACUUAAGCUGACUUUAAGUUCUUUAUUGUUUACGGUUACUUUUUUGUUGCUGUUAUUGUUUUACUCAUGAGUCUUCCUCUGACUGUCCUGAUUUCUACAUGAAGUAAAAAGAAUAAAAACAAAAUCUAGUCCAGAAUUAAAUGAUUGCAGCGAAUGGCAUUUUUAACCCAUUUCUAUGGCUUUUAUAUGAUUUUAAAGGUAGUCAAUUUUAGAUCUGUGCUUUUUUAAGUGAAAUCCAACAGAAGGAUGAGUUCUGUAAAUGUUUGUUGUGCUGGAAAGAACCGAAGGGAGUGAGGCGAGGCGAGGCGGGGCGGGGUGGGGGGGGGAUGAUUUCGCUGGCUCCCCUCGCCUCACUUCCUCGUCAGAUCUGCUGUUGGCCAUUUUCUUUUCUUUACUUAUGUAGGAACUCAGGUUGUUGUGAGGAAAUAUGAGCGAAUGAAUGAAGUUGUGUAUCAGUGAAUAGGCUUUUAAUUGAAUGAUGGUGCAAUGUUAAGCUUACAUGAAGUAUGGCUUCAAGAUCAUUUGAAAGACACCUCUAUGACUGGAUUACAGAAUAUCCUAUAAGAGAUUAUUUAACUUUAUUGAAA
Molecule: messenger RNA, 2159 nt
Organism: Pimephales promelas (fathead minnow)
Lineage: Eukaryota; Metazoa; Chordata; Actinopteri; Cypriniformes; Leuciscidae
Gene: szrd1
Product: SUZ RNA binding domain containing 1
Source: RefSeq, a predicted model, not a curated record